GUGACCAUAAACAGCCCAGGCAUCUUUUCUUGGUUACUAACUUAUUUUCUUCCAGAAAUGUAUUGUGUGAAAGACCUAGUUGAAUCCGGUGGUUCCCUCCAAUCUGUUCCUUCCAAAUAUAUUUUCCCCGAAAAUCCUGAAGACUGCAUAAUCUCAGAUGCAGAAACAAUCCCCAUUAUUGACUUUUCCUUGCUUACUUCUGCUUCUCUCAAACAACGCUCCAAGGUUAUCCAUGAACUUGGCACUGCAUGCCGCGAAUGGGGAUUCUUUAUGGUUAUCAAUCAUGGAGUAAAGAAGACACUGAGAGAUGAGAUGAUAAAGGCAUGUCAAAGUUUCUUCGAUCUACCGACAGAGGAAAAGCGAGACUAUGCAGGAAAGAAAUUUGUUGACCCCAUAAGAUGGGGUACAAGCUUCAACACAAAGGUGGAUAAAACAUAUUUCUGGAGGGAUUAUCUCAAGGUCCACGUUCAUCCCCAAUUCAACGCUCCUCAGAAACCUGUUGGCUUCAGUGAGAUAGUUGAGGAAUAUUGCAAACAAAAUCGAGAGUUAGCGAGUGAAUUGCUGAAAGGGAUCUCAGCAAGCUUGGGAUUGGAAGAAAACUACAUACAGAAGACUUUGAAUGUUGGAUCAAAUUCUCAUCAGCUACUAGUCAUAAAUUCUUACCCGGCUUGUCCACAGCCAGAGCUCGUGAUGGGGCUUCCCCCUCAUUCCGAUCAUGGUCUCUUGACCAUUAUCAUGCAGAACGACCUUGGAGGUCUGCAAGUUCAACAUGAUGGCAAAUGGGUUCCCGUAAAUCCCCCGCCCGACUCUUUCGUUGUCAACGUAGGAGAUCAACUGGAGAUACUUACCAACGGUAUUUACAAAAGUAUAUUGCACCGAGCCAUGGUGAACAGCAAAGCAACAAGAAUUUCUGUUGGUACUGCAAACGGACCUCCGCUUGACACUGUUGUGAGCCCUGCACCGGAGCUGGUGGAUCGGGAAAACCAACCCGCUCGAUAUCGCCCGAUAACUUAUCGGCAGUACGUGGAGUUUCAACAAAGCAAUCAUCUUGAUGGAAAAUCCUGUUUGAGCCAUGUUUUUGUUUGAUGAUUCAAGUCCAUCAUAUUAAAUUAUAAUUUUCUGUAUGUGUAUUUGUUGCAACUUCAUCGCAUUGUUACCACCGAACAAACAACAGUGUGGUUGAACGGGGACCUGGCUGCCUAAAAAUAACGUUGUAUGUCUUAAUAUUUGUCCUAAUAAAAAAGGCUGGAUGUUAAUUAAAAUA
Messenger RNA from Mangifera indica (mango), 1264 nucleotides. Its product is annotated as 2-oxoglutarate-dependent dioxygenase 19-like. The transcript has 4 exons. Bases 58 to 1086 code for a protein of 342 amino acids. The record is from RefSeq and is a predicted model, not a curated record. Lineage: Eukaryota; Viridiplantae; Streptophyta; Magnoliopsida; Sapindales; Anacardiaceae.